This is a messenger RNA of Juglans microcarpa x Juglans regia, 2187 nucleotides long. Its product is annotated as cell wall protein DAN4-like. Bases 159 to 2084 code for a protein of 641 amino acids. NCBI's taxonomy places the organism in Eukaryota, Viridiplantae, Streptophyta, Magnoliopsida, Fagales, Juglandaceae. The record is from RefSeq and is a predicted model, not a curated record. The transcript is spliced from 3 exons.
UUUAGUCCUUUAAUUCCUCAAACCAGCCUCCACACGACGUCGUUCACCUCUUCACUUAAGUCCCACUUCAGUACCGCAUUCCUUCUGUUCGAAACUCCUUCACACUUCAGACUGACGCACUUUCUUCUUCUGCGAUCUAGGGUUCUGCCACCGGGGUCAUGACAGCUCCGCCCAACCCAUUCGGCUUCGGAUCCUCCAUUUCAUCUUCUUCUACCUCUUCGCCAGCUCCAUCCUUUUCGUUAUCCUUUCAUUCCGCCCCGGCCGUUUCGAGUCCCGCCGCCUCCUUGUUUGGCGCGCUAACUUCUUCGUCCACUGCAACCACUGCUUCAUCCAUGUUUGGGACAAUCUCCUCUGCGGCGAGCUCAGCCUCUCCCUUUUUCGGUUCGGCUACUUUGGGUUCGCCCUUUGGGACCGCUUCAUCUGCUGGUACUUCCGGCUCAUCCGCGACGGGCUCCGGUUCAUCCUUAUUAUUGGCAUCUCUGCCGGCCUCAACUACUAGUUCUUCCUUAUUUGGAACAGCUGCGUCGGCUCCCAAGUCCAGUUCCAGUUCUAUCCCGUUCGGAACAACGUUGGCGUCCACGACGCCCACUUCUGCUUCACCUCUGUUCGGAGCGACCUCCGCUUCUGGUUCAACACUUUUCGGAACAACAGUUCCAUCAGCGAGUCCAGGUUUAUCUCCCUUCGGAUCAUCUAUAUCCGCACCGAGUUCCACCCCAUCCAUAUUCGGAACAACAUCAUUCUCAUCAUCAUCAUCAUCUGCUGCCGCUUCUUUAUUUUCAACCUCAGCCUUGUUUUCUUCUUCUUCUUGGUCUUCGCCUUCGGCUUCAACGACUCCUGCAUUCUCAUUUGCUUCGAGCUCAGGUUCAAAUUCAACUACAGCUUCGCCUUUCUCGUCUUCAUCGGGGCUUCCUGGUUUUUCGUUUAGUAAACAAUCAACGCCUGCUUCUUCCUCACAAGCACAUUCGACAACUGUCGUGCCUCCUUUUGGUGUCUCUUCAAUUUCUGCAGCUGACACAACUUCCGGUGCCAGUACUGCUGCAACUCAGAAUGUGGCCUCCUCAAGUAGUGGUAAAUUAAUGACAAACAGGGAAAGAAAAUGUGGGGGAGAGGGCCAAGCUAGCAGUGAAGUUAGUGAGACGAGGAGGUCGAUACUAGUAGAGAGGGAGAUCAUUAUAGAUGACUUCCGCGAUUUUGUGUGGGAUGGACGGAGCCUCUUUUCUAUUAUCAACGAUCGAGGAUGGGCCUUGAUUUGUCAGCAGACUGGUGUGGCUUAUCCAAACAUGAUCAAUGAGUUUUAUCUGGCCAUGGGUCAGAUGGAGGCUAAUGAGGAGUCCUUUACGUUUACCAUUCGGGAAGUGAGUAUUACUAUCUCAGCAGACAUUAUUUCUAAUUUUCUUGGGAUCCCUCGCGAGAUUGGUGCAUACCCUGCACAACAAUCGGCUGCAGGGACAGAUGUUAGAGAUGCCAUCGAGGAUGAGGCUCUAGCAGAUGAUGGUCCCACAGAUGAUGAGAUUUGUCAAUUGAUGCAUGACGAUUCGGCUCCACCAUAUGAUGGCAGCAAGGUCAUCAGACAGGUAGAUUGUAUUGCAUUUUUUCGAAUGUUGAAUUUAAUUGUUUCCUAUAAUAUUGAUCCGAGGAAACACAAGACUGAUUUCGGUAUCGAACGAGCUCGAUUUAUGUUACGGAUAGCACGAGGAGAGCCGAUUGAUCUACCUUUAUAUAUCCUCCUCCGCAUCCGAUCUGAGUCACAGUAUUCGAGUGAAAGUAGUCUACCUUUUGCAUUGAUGAUCUCUAACCUCCUAGUCCAAUUGGGGGUUAAUGUGUUGAUAAAUGAUCGGAGGCAACCACAAAUUGGGCCCCUUAACAAGAUCACCUUCAUUAAGAGCGAUGGCCACUUGCGGAAGGCUCGAAUUAAUAUUCCAGCGGCAGGGGCUACUAUCAUGGAGAUACGAUCCUUGCUCGAGGACCAUCGCAUACUUUUGAUCCAGGAGAUGGAGAAGAUCACUGCGCCCAUUAUGGUUCGACUGCAAGAGAUUGAGGGACGCAUUUCUGUCAUGCAGGAGGACCUGGAUGAUCUUACCUAGUAGUUUUAUUUUUAUUUGACUUUUUGUAUGUAUCGAACGUUGUUGAUUUUAUUACUGUAUUGUUGUGUUUGUUAUAUAUAGCUAGUUUGUUUAUUAUCAAAAA